AAUACUGUUUAUUGCCAAGAACCUAGAUAGGAGCUGAGGGUAAGAGGCAGAUACAGCUUCCUCCCAGCUUCCUGGGCUAGCAUCAUGGACUGCUCCGCAUUUACCCUGCUGCUGCUGCUGCUAGGAUUUCUCUUCCCUGUCCCAUCUCAUAGCCAGAGCUUCAUCUCACUGAUCACUCCAAAUGUCAUGCAUCCUGAGCGUGAAGAAAUGGUGUUGGUGGAAGCUCAUGGUCUCACCUUCGACAUGACAUUUACAGUCACCCUCCGUGACUUUCCAAAGAAGAAAGUUCUCUUUGAUGAGGUCACCUUCACACUGAAUUCCAGCAAUAGCACAGCCCUUGUCAAGGUCAAGAUUCCUCUAGAAAUGACAAAUCCAAACUCACCUGUGAAGCAGUAUGUGGCUAUCAGUGUGAAGAGCUCCCAAUCAGAGGUGGAAAAAGUGGUACUAAUUGGCCACCAUAGUGGAUAUAUCUUCAUACAGACAGACAAACCCAUCUACACUCCAGGAUCCACAGUUCUUUAUAGGAUCUACACGCUGGAUCUUCACCUGAAACCUGUCUCUAAAACUGUCAUUGUGGAUAUUCAGAAUUCAGAAGGCAUUGUGAUAAGGAGUCAAACAUUAACAGAUCCUGAAAAUAUUGGAAUCUUCUCUUCAACUUACUUCAUACCUGAACUGAUCACCCUGGGUACAUGGAAGAUUGUUGCCCAGUAUCAAGACGCCAUCAAAAAAACCUUCUCCACAGAGUUUGAAAUUAAGGAGUAUGUGCUACCAAGCUUUGAAGUCACAUUGGAGCCAUCCACAAAGUUCUUUUACAUUGAUGGGAAUGACAUGCUGGAAAUUGAUAUCAGUGCCAGGUACAUCUAUGGAAAGCCAGUAGAUGGUGUAGCCUUUGUCCUCUUUGGGGUAAUGAGGGAUGGAGAUAAGGAAAGCUUACCCUACUCCCUUCAGCGGGUUCCAAUAGAAGAUGGAGUGGGAACUGCCACCCUGGACAGAGCUAUAGUGCAGCGCCAGUUUGCAAAUCUGAGCCAGCUAGUCGGUCAAUCUCUUUAUGUCACCGUCACUGUGCUAACAGAUUCUGGAAGUGAUAUGGUUGAAGCAGAGAGAAGGGGGAUUGCCAUUGUGACAUCUCCAUAUCAGAUACACUUUACAAAAACAUCCAAAUACUUCAAGCCUGGGAUGCCCUUUGAAUUCACGGUCUUUGUGACUAACCCUGAUGGCUCUCCUGCUGUAGAAGUCCCAGUCAUGGUUGACUCUGUCCAUGGUAGUGUAAAAACCCUAGAAGAUGGAAGGGCGACACUGAUCAUCAACACCCCUGGGUACCAAACUACGUUACCCAUCCAAGUGAGGACAGCAGAUCCAAAACUCCCUCCUCAUCGCCAGACAACUGCAACAAUGGUGGCGAAUGCUUACCAGUCUUUUAGAGGGUCCCAGAACUACCUUCACAUCGCGGUCCCCUCCUCAAUAAUCAGGCCUGGUGAUCACCUACACUUGCAGUUCAUUUUGAAGAAUGACAACAAUGAUGUGCAGAACCAGAUCAAGUAUAUCUCCUACUUGAUGCUAAAUCAGGGAAGAAUAGUCAGACAUGGCCAGCAGACCCGGGAUGCAGGGCAAACGAUUGUAUCCACGACCUUGGAAAUUGAUUCAGACCUGAUUCCAUCCUUCCGUGUUGUGGCGUAUUACUAUGUUAGUUCAUCAGGACAGAUGGAGAUUGUAGCUGAUUCUGUCUGGGUAGAUGUGAAGGACACCUGCAUUGGCUCACUAGCAGUAAAAGGAGCAACUCCAGAUGAUGACAUCGUCCAUGAACCAAGGGCUUCCAUGGCACUGAAAUUAGAAGGUGACCCAGGGGCUUCUGUGGCAUUAGUGAUUGUUGACAAAGGUGUCUAUGUCCUGAACAAAAAGAGAUUCACUCAGAGCAAGGUCUGGAAUACUGUAGAGGAAGCAGACCUGGGCUGCAGCCCAGGUGGUGGUGAAAAUGCCCUUGAAGUGUUUACAGAUGCAGGGUUGAGCCUGAAGACCACUGUGCAGAUAGAAACCCGUCUGAAGACAGAAGUGGGUUGCAAACCAUCAAAAGGACAUCGCCAUCGAAGAUCCUUACAACUCAUGGAAGAAAAAGCAGCUCAAGUAUCUAAAUACAAGGAUCAGGAGCAGAGGCGUUGCUGUGAGCAUGGCAUGCACAGGAACCCAAUGGACCACAGCUGUGAGAAGAGAACCUCCUACAUUGUGGAGGGGAGUGAGGCCUGUAAGGAAGCCUUCCUGAACUGCUGCCGCCACAUCCAGGACCUGAGAGACAAGCUCCAGCGUUCAGAAGACCUUGUCUUGGCCAGAAGUGACUGGGAAAAUGACAUAUUUCCUGAGGAAGACAUUGUCUCCAGGAGUCAGUUUCCAGAGAGCUGGCUUUGGCGUGUGGAACAGUUGACUGAGAUCUCCAAGACAAAUGACAAACUUGCAUCAAAAAUUAUCCCUAUAUAUCUGAAGGACUCCAUCACCACCUGGGAAGUUUUGGCCAUCAGUGUCUCCAAGACCAAAAGCAUCUGUGUGGCCUCCCCUUACGAGAUCACUGUGAUGAAGGAUUUUUUCAUUGACUUGAAGCUGCCUUAUUCUGCAGUUCGUAAUGAACAGGUGGAGAUCCGAGCUGUGCUAUAUAACUACAACAAAAGACAUCCUAUUAGGGUCCGUGUGGAACUUUUGUACAACCCUGCAUUCUGUAGUUCCUCUACUGCCAACAGACGGUACCGGCAAACCCUGAGUAUUGAGCCUAGUUCCUCUCGUGUGGUGCCAUUAGUUAUUGUCCCUUUGAUGCUGGGACUGCAUGAUGUUGAGGUGAAGGCAGCUGUCUGGGGUGCUUAUGUGGCAGAUGGAAUAAAGAAAAAACUGAAGGUUGUGCCUGAGGGAAUAAGAAUCAAACAGAGUGUCAUGAAUGUUUUCUUGGAUCCAACUGAGAAGGGAGAAGAUAAUGAGCAGAACAUAAUAGUGAGAGCAGCAGAUCUGGAAAACAUCGUACCAGGCACUGAAUCAGAGACACAAAUCAUUUUCCAAGGGAAUCCCAUUGCAGAUAUUAUUGAGGCAACCAUUGAAGGCAAGCAUAUCUCACAAUAUAUUGUCCUCCCCGGUGGCUGUGCAGAACAGACCAUAUCUUCAGCUUCCCGUGCAAUCAUCAGCGCCCACUAUCUGGACAGCACAAAUCAAUGGGACAAGGUUGGGAUUGACCGCCGACAAGAGUCCAUCAACAACAUUAGGCAGGGUUUUGCCAAAGAGAUGGUAUUCAAAAAACCUGAUCACUCCUAUGCAACAUUACCUGGGAAUCCCUCCAGCACAUGGAUGACAGCCUACUUAGUGAAAAUGUUCUCCAUGGCCAGUGGAAUAGUGUACCUUGACCAAGACUCCCUUUGUGGGUCAGUCAGGUGGUUGGUACUAGAGAGACAAGGACCUGACGGGGCCUUCUUUGACACAACAAUUCCAUACUCAAGAAGCAUAGUGGGAGGCUACGAUAACAUAAAUUCUGAAGUCGCGCUCACAGCAUUCGUGGUUGCUGCGCUACAGGAGUCCAGACCAUACUGUGUGGACCGUGUGCAAAUUUUGAACGGAAGCAUCACCAAAGCUGUGGAUUUCCUUGCCCAGAAGUACCCUCAAUUAACUCAAACCUAUGAAGUGACCCUGGCCUCCUAUGCCCUGGCACUGAUGGACAGGCUGGAUAAUGAGUCUGUGCUUCUUGAUGCAGCCACUGAUGGGGAUCACUGGGAAGACACAAGAUCCCACUAUUUUGGUAUAGAGGCCUCUUCCUAUGGACUACUGAGUCUCAUACACUUGAAGAAAUUUCAAAUGGCAGCAGAAGUGGCCCAGUGGUUGAUGUUACAGAAAAUCUAUGAAGGGAGCUAUGGAAGCACUCAGACCCUCAUCAUGGUGCUACAAGCUUUGGCUGAGUAUCAGAAAAAGGUACCACAACAUAAAGAUACCUAUCUGGAAAUUUCUCUGCAUCUACCAGGCCGUCAAUCAGCUGUCAAUCACCGGAUAGACUAUUCAACUAAUAUGUUGAGCAGAAGAGCUGAGACCAAACUAAAUCAAGACUUUGCUGUGAGAGUGAAAGGUACUGGGCAAGGAACAAUGACGGUUGUGACUACUUACUAUGCAAUGCCUGAAGAACAGGAUUCCCAGUGUCAUAACUUCAGCUUGCAUAUCUCAGUGAAGAAUGAGACUGGCAAACAUAAACUAGAAGAAACUCUUGGUUCUGUGUCCAUUGAAAUCUGCAUGAGGUUCUUGGGUGACACUGAUGCUGCUAUGACUAUCCUGGAUGUCUCCAUGCUUACAGGUUUCUCUCCUGAUAUUGAAGAUCUCAAUCUACUUUCUCAAGGAGUUGACAAGUAUAUUUCCAAAUUUGAAAUCAACAAAUCCCCGUCGGACAGAGGGACCCUCAUUAUCUACUUGAAUAAGGUUUCUCACAAAGAAGAGGAGUGCCUCAAGUUCAAAGCCCACCAGUUUUUUGAAGUGGGUGUAAUCCAGCCAGCAGCAGUCAAAAUCUACGAAUACUAUGCUUUAGAGAAUCGCUGCACCCGUUUCUACCACCCAACUCGAGAAGAUGGACAGCUCAACAAGAUUUGCACUGGGGAAGUGUGUCGAUGUGCUGAAGAUCACUGCUUCAUGAAAGAAAAUCAAGAUGGCAUUCGAGAGGAAACAGCCUGUCAGCCUGGAGUGGAUUUUGUGUACAAGACAACACUCCUAAGCAUAAACCAGAGCAGCAGCCAUGACAACUAUAUAAUGAAAAUCCUGAGGGUCAUUAAACAAGGGUCUGAUGAUGGUCCUGAGGGGAAAGAAAGGAAUUUUAUCAGCCAUGUGAAAUGCAGAGAUACUCUGAGACUAGAGAUUGGUAAAGAUUACCUGAUCUGGGGUGCUAGCAAUGACCUGUGGAUGAAGAAGUCUGAGAUAUCUUACAUCAUUACCGAAGACACCAAUAUUGAGAAGUGGCCCAGUGGUGAGGAAUGCAAGGAUCAGAAAAACCAGAAGCUGUGUGAGGACCUUGAUGACUUCACCAAGAAGAUGCUAUUUGGCUGCCGCAACUAAAUGGUAGAAACGCUCUAGACAGAUCAUGAGAAUAAAUGUCUGUUGAUUGAUUGAUUGAUUGACUGAAGACAAAACCAAAUAUGAUACUCACUUGAAAUUCCCUUCCUUCAAUAUAUGACUUACUCUUCCACAGUUUAUCCUGUUUAAAUCUUGCUUGUACAUAGUUCUUUGUAUGUUGUCCCCCCCUCAUUAGACUGAGAUCCUUGAGAACAAGGACCAUCUUUUACCUUUCUUUGUAUCUCCAGCACUUAGCACACUGCCUGGCACAAAAAUGUUUACUGGACUGGUUAAUUUCCUUUUCCCCCUUCUUUAUAAAAAUAGAUUUUACUUA
Messenger RNA from Trichosurus vulpecula (common brushtail), 5386 nucleotides. RefSeq names its product A.superbus venom factor 1-like. The coding region runs from base 85 to 5055 and encodes 1656 amino acids. The record is from RefSeq and is a predicted model, not a curated record. The transcript has 41 exons. Gene Ontology annotation, cellular component: extracellular region. Gene Ontology annotation, molecular function: endopeptidase inhibitor activity; protein binding. NCBI's taxonomy places the organism in Eukaryota, Metazoa, Chordata, Mammalia, Diprotodontia, Phalangeridae.